AUGUCUCUGCAGGGAAAGGACACCAGCGUCUUAAACCUGUAUGACAAGGUGGGUGGCUUCCUGAAGAAAGCAGAGCUGUGGAGAAGGGCCUCUGCACAGGGGGAUUUCACCUGCUUUCCUCAGGUGGAUGAUUUUCUCUCUAGUGAGGAUGUGGACAGAGCUCCAGUCAAUGCCCACCACCGCCGGCUGCUGUGUGACUCCGUCCCCGGUGGGAGCUGCAGUGUGACUCCGUCCCCGGGGAGCAGCGGGCCCCGCGGCUCCUGCGUGUGCGCCUCCUCCGGCCCUGUGUGCGGCAGCGACGGCCGGACUUACCCCAGCAUCUGCCGCCUGAGAGCCGAGUUCGGUGAGGGUCCCCCGGUCAUUCUGAUCCAGAGGGGUUGGUGCGAUUCAGGAAUGCAUCAUCAAGGAAGUAUGCGCUACAAGUUCAACUUCAUUGCAGAUGUUGUGGACAAGAUCGGCCCAGCUGUGGUGCACCUAGAGCUUUUCCAAGGAGUGCCAUUUUCCAGCGAGGAGGUCUUGGUGUCAAGUGGCUCUGGGUUUGUGGUGUCAGAGGACGGCUGGAUCGUCACCAGUGCUCACGUACUUAACAAUAAGCGGCGAAUAAGAGUGGAGCUGAAAAGCGGCUCGCGGUACGACGCUUCAGUCAAGGACAUUGACCAGAAGAUCGAACUCAAAAUCGAACCUGACAGUCCCCUGCCUGUGCUCCGUCUCGGCCAGUCCUCGGAUCUGCGUCCCGGGGAGUUCGUGGUGAUGCUGAGAAGCCCUUUCUCCCUGCAGAACACCGUCACCACGGGCAUCAUCAGCACCGCACAGCGCAAGGGCCAGGAGCUGGGCUUUAAGGACUCGGACAUGGACUACAUCCAAACUGACGCCAUCAUUAACUAUGGCAACUCUGGUGGGCCACUUGUCAACUUGGAUGGAGAUGUAAUUGGCAUAAAGGAAGCAGGAAUCUCUUUUGCCAUCCCUGUAGACGGAAUACGCCAGUUCCUCGCUGAUUCCUACAACAGACAAGUCAGCGGUGAGCAGGAUCUAAUGCUGGUGUUGUGGAUCUGUUUGAUCCGAAAUCUCAAGGAGCGUGAGUUGGAAUUUCCAGAUGUGAGCUCAGGCGUUUACAUCUAUGAGGUAAUACCUGGAACAGCUGCAUCCAGCGCUGGCUUGAUGGAUCAUGACGUCAUCAUCGGCGUCAACGGCCGGCCCGUCCACACCACGCAGGAAGUGAGCGAAGCCGUCCAGAGCGGCGCCGCGCUUUCAGUGACGGUGAGACGAAAGGGUGAGGAUGUUACUCUGACCAUCACUCCUGAAGAGACUGAAUGA
This is a messenger RNA of Anoplopoma fimbria (sablefish), 1314 nucleotides long. RefSeq names its product serine protease HTR4-like. Gene Ontology annotation, biological process: positive regulation of apoptotic process; proteolysis; programmed cell death. NCBI's taxonomy places the organism in Eukaryota, Metazoa, Chordata, Actinopteri, Perciformes, Anoplopomatidae. Gene Ontology annotation, molecular function: protein binding; serine-type endopeptidase activity. The record is from RefSeq and is a predicted model, not a curated record.